AUGCGUUUGUUACGAUCGUCAACCUUUGCCUUUGGGCUUGUUACGACCGCGAAAUUCGCUGAUGCACAGGCGCAAUUCCUUGUCAAUGAGCUAAGCUUCGGUUACACUGGCAGAAUAAAUGAUCGAGGGCAAGCAACUGUGCCAGGCUUUUCCAUACAGGGCACGCCAGACGUACCUGAAGUCCUUUCCAACAAGUUGAUCCUUACGCCGCCAGCACCCGGUAAUACUCGAGGCGCGAUAUGGGCAGACCAACCGAACAGGUAUUCGACGUGGGUGGCCGAUGUGGAUUUCAGAGUGAAUGGGCAAGAGAGGGGUAGUGGAAAUCUCAACAUCUGGCUUGCAAGACGAGGUAACCAAGAAAUUGGCUCGUCUAGUGUCUACACGGUCAACAGGUUUGACGGCUUGGCCCUUGUGAUUGACCAGCACAGCGGAUCGGGUGGCAUGAUCAGGGGGUUCUUGAACGACGGCACCAUCGAUUUCAAGUCGCAUCAGAGCGUUGACAGCCUAGCCUUUGGACAUUGCAAUUACCCCUACCGUAACCUAGGCCGACCUUCUCAGAUCAAGCUAAGGCAAACGCCCCAGGUAUUCAAGGUUGAGGUUGAUGGGAGACUAUGUUUCGAAAGCGACAAGAUCAGCAUCCCACCAGGAUACUACUUUGGUAUCACAGCCGCGGCGGGAGACAACCCCGAUUCGUUCGAGAUCUUUAAGAUGGUAACCAUGACGGAGAAUCUUGACGCCAAAUACGAUGCGCCUUCACAGCAGCAGCAGCAACAACAGCAACAACAGCAACAGCAAUCAAACCAGAACCAGGCACAAGCACAAACGAGCUAUGGUCGUAACCCCAAUGCCCGGAAUAACAACCCCAAUGAAGCAGAUGCUUUUGGUGACUCUAUUCCCGAUGCUGCUGCCACCACUUACACCAGCUCCGAGGCUCAGUUCGCAGACCUUCACAACCGCCUACAGAGCACUAACCAGCACCUCUCAACUAUCUUCCGUCAGGUCGCAAGCCUGGGAAGUAUCGGCGAAAAGCGACACGAAGAAGUCUCGAAAGCUGUCUACGAUGUGAAGCAGAUCCUGUCGAAGUUAGAUAGACUCGACUCGCUCCAGAACGAAAUCACCAAGCUACAACGGGACCUCAAAGACAUGCGAAGCGAUAUCAAUUUGAAGGUAAAGGACUCGGAACACGCGGUGAAGAGUUUUAUAGGCACAAACCACGGUACCAUGUUAGAGCACGUCGCGGUGCAGGCCGCCCCGAAGCACGGGAAGCUAAUCUUCGUUAUCAUCGGAAGCCAGAUCCUGAUAGUGGCUGCUUACAUAUACUACGAGAGGAAGAAGAUCAUGCCCAAGAAAUACUUAUGA
Messenger RNA from Daldinia vernicosa, 1359 nucleotides. Its product is annotated as concanavalin A-like lectin/glucanase. Gene Ontology annotation, molecular function: D-mannose binding. The record is from RefSeq and is a predicted model, not a curated record. Gene Ontology annotation, biological process: endoplasmic reticulum to Golgi vesicle-mediated transport; endoplasmic reticulum organization; Golgi organization. Bases 1 to 1359 code for a protein of 452 amino acids. NCBI's taxonomy places the organism in Eukaryota, Fungi, Ascomycota, Sordariomycetes, Xylariales, Hypoxylaceae. Gene Ontology annotation, cellular component: Golgi membrane; endoplasmic reticulum-Golgi intermediate compartment; COPII-coated ER to Golgi transport vesicle. The transcript is spliced from 2 exons.